Molecule: messenger RNA, 2467 nt
Organism: Silurus meridionalis
Lineage: Eukaryota; Metazoa; Chordata; Actinopteri; Siluriformes; Siluridae
Gene: rbm46
Product: RNA binding motif protein 46
Exons: 5
Coding region: 528-1943 (471 amino acids)
Cellular component (GO): nucleus
Molecular function (GO): mRNA binding
Source: RefSeq, a predicted model, not a curated record
UAGUUUGUAUUAUAUAGUGUGUACUAGGUAGUGCGCGAGUGUGUAAGUGUACUUGCUGAAUCGGUGUCCGUGUGGUGCUCAUCGGAAGCUGCAGGUUUUUUUACGUUAACCUUUACACCGUUUAAAAUUUGUAUUUAAGUUUUUAUUUUAUUAAAUGCAUUAUUUUGUUAUAUUUUCUAGAAUAUUACGAACUUUAGGUGAAUAAACCUGUGAGGUAACCAGGCGAAAAUAGACACGGUUUUUCCAGGAUAACACUCGGCUAAUUUAUUAACUUAUUUACAAAGCUAAAUGUUUAUUUAGUCUUCAUUUAUUUCACGUGGAUAUUUAUGGAAAAUUACUUAUAAAUUACUAAUUACUAAUAAUUUAGUCGGUUAUAAAUUUGGUUUUGAUCAGUUAGCCCAGUUCUAAGUCGCUAGCCGUGUCAGAGCUAACAGUGUUAGCGUUUCCCUCAGAGGAAUCUUUCAGGGUGGGAAGGUCCUCCUCCUCCUCGAGGCUGUGAGGUGUUUGUGGGUAAAAUUCCCAGAGAUAUGUACGAGGAUGAGCUGGUGCCCGUGUUCGAGCGUGCAGGCCAAAUCUAUGAGUUCCGCUUGAUGAUGGAGUUCAGUGGAGAGAACCGAGGCUAUGCUUUCGUCAUGUACACCAGCCGAGGAGAAGCGCAACGAGCCAUUACCCUCCUCGACAACUACGAAAUCCGUCCAGGGAAGUGUAUUGGUGUGUGUGUGAGUCUCGACAACUGUCGCCUCUUCAUCGGCUCUAUCCCUAAAGACAAGAAGAAGGAGGAGAUCCAAGAAGAGAUGAUGAAGGUAACAGAUGGAGUGGUAGAUGUUAUUGUGUACCCCAGUGCCGUAGACAAAACCAAGAACCGUGGUUUUGCGUUUGUGGAGUACAAGUCACACAAGGCUGCUGCCAUGGCUCGCAGGAAACUCAUCCCGGGGACGUUACAGUUGUGGGGUCACACCAUUCAGGUGGACUGGGCUGAGCCUGAGAAAGAUGUGGAUGAGGAGACGAUGCAGCGUGUUCGGGUUCUCUACGUCCGUAAUCUCAUGCUGCACACGACUGAGGAGACGCUUCACUCAGAGUUCAGUCGUCUGAAUCCCGGCGCUGUGGAUCGUGUUAAGAAACUGACAGACUACGCUUUUAUACACUUCCGCUCCCGUGAAGACGCGCUCGCUGCACAGCAGUCCAUGAACGGCAAACUCAUCGACGGCUCUCCCAUCGAAGUCACUCUCGCAAAGCCUGUCAGCAAAGACGGGGGUCGCCGUUCCAAAACCCGUUCGGGACCUAAUGGUUCGGCGCCGGUCCUCUACAACGACCCGCCGCAGAGCAAAGACGACUCAGGGAUCAGCGUGGGCUCAGGAAUGACAAGUGAUGGUUUUUCUGCACAAUCUCUCAGUUUAUCUCCUCGUAUAAAUAGCUCGUUUUCUGUAGAGCUAGAACGCUGCGUGUAUCCGGUCCUUCCUGGAUCCGGUCUGGCACCGAUCAGCCUGCAGAGCCUAAAGCCGAGUCAGCUGAGCACUGCCGUGUCUCUGCUGGAAUAUUACUGCCUGAAGAACGGCUGGUCAUUGCCAGAGUAUUACCUUUAUACCACGACUGCAGCCACCAUCUCUCCUGCAGGGCCUGAAGGAAAAACCCUGCUGGUGUAUAAAGUGGUGAUCAGCAGCACUCAGAGCAGCUACAUGCCAGAUAAAGCCUGCACCAUUCUCGAGGACGCCAAGGAACUUGCAGCUCACUACGCUCUCUGGAACUUGGAUCUCUCAUGCUAUGGCCCAGGUUCUCCUGGUAGUUUCUCUCCUCCAGCAGUACCCUCUGGUGCAGGUUUGUUGUCGUGUGCGUGUCGCACGGUACCGUACCCAGCGUAUUCCGUGGCUCCUGUCUCUCCUCCACUCUCCAUCUCCAGUACCAGGGGCUCACCUAUCUACAUCCCCACCCUGUCUCCCUUCUGACCUUUACCCCACACUGUGAGCAGAACCGUUCCUCUUCCUGUUCCUGGUGUUGUUGAGUUUUGAUCAGAACUGUUAUUUAUUGUUUUUUUAUGAUUUGUAGUAGUAAUUUCUUUAUGUGUAGAAUUUCCAGUUCAUUUGAAAUGUUCUGCUUCUAAAAGCCUUUCUUUUUGGAACUGGGAAAAAUACAGGAUUAAAUAUAAUAUAAAUAUAAAUUCACUUUCUCUGUAAACCCGAUGCUUUACCUGACAAGAUUCAUUACAGAUUCAUUACCAGAUCAGAUCUUCUCCUCUCUGUCCCCAUUUACACCAAAUCCACAACACUCAGAGAAUCUAACACACCUCCAACCCUGUUUACACCCUUUAAUCCUCUCCCUGAAAUCUCUUUAUAGGCUGCAUGGGCUUUCUCAUAUAUACAUAUACAUUUAACAUACAGCCUUAAACAACACUGCAAUCCCUGAUAUUAUUAGGCAAAGAACACACAUACAUAUAUACAUACAUACACAUACACUCACACACACACACACA